GCGGCGCCGGAACGCUCUCCUGGCUGUUCAACUACCCGCAGGACAUCAUCAAGUCGCGGUUUCAAGCCAACGACGCCUACAAAACGUACUGGGACUGUAUCCGCACGACCUACGCCGAACGUGGCCUGCGGACCUUCUUCGUCGGCCUCAAUUCCGCCCUGAUACGGUGGGUUACUGUAGAGAAGAAGAAGGUUGUAGAUAGAGGAAGAAAGGGUGAAUGAAUGGCCAACAAAGUUCUUCGAACAGAAGCUUAGAAAUGACAAUUUUUACGUGAAUUUUCAGUUUGAGGGCUUUUUGAAUACAGUAAGCUACAGUAGCCCAAGUAUUGUUGGCAUGGUAGCAACUUCUGUUUUUUUAAGAGAAUACGAGAAAAAUCAAGAAGGAUUAACGUUUUUUCUAACCUCCUCACGUCACGGAUUCAUUUUUACGAAAAAUCAUCAAUCUUCCGAAAUUCAUAAAAAAAAACUGGCAGUGAUUUGAGAUAAGGUUUAGAUCCUAUUUUAAUUCAAAAAUAACAAAAAUUGAAAGUUUCCUUUUUUUCAGAGCUUUCCCUUCAAACGCUGCCACAUUCUUCACGGUUGAGUGGACCUACCGGUUACUCCUCGAUUUCAACAUCCUCGGCGUGCAUACUGUAGCCGUCGCCCCGGUUACUGUCCCGGUUACGGUAGGUACUGUGACCGUCGCCACGACUCCGGCCGCCGCUGUCAUCAUUCCUGCGAAGAAAAAGGAGAAGGAAAAGGUAGAGUUUUGAACAUCAACAAAGGGUAAAAAAAAGUAUAAUAUUAUGAUUUUUUUAUAAUUUUAUGAGCUUUAUCAGUAGAGCGCACAUUUUUAUUACCAGAAAGCUGAAAAAAAUGAUAUGUUCUUAAUUUUUUCCAUGAAACAGCCUUGUGCCCGGUUUUUUGGUAAGGGAAAAAAAUUGACUUUUUCAAAUCUUCGUGAAGUUCUCAGAGUUUUUUUUUUGUUCUAUUGAACUUAUCUUUUGCAGUAUGUUUUGGAGGAAAACAUGCAGUUUUUUGAUGAAUUUGAUAAAAACAUAAGGAUUUUUUCAGCGAACCAUCGGCUCGGUGGAUCUGUGGAGCAGCAGCUGCUUGUUCAUGCUCCCAGAAGCCGGCUCGACUUCCAUCGAUCCGAUGAUCCACGGCUGCCGCUUCAUCUGA
Molecule: messenger RNA, 1160 nt
Organism: Caenorhabditis auriculariae
Lineage: Eukaryota; Metazoa; Nematoda; Chromadorea; Rhabditida; Rhabditidae
Source: the annotation of a GenBank genome assembly